Messenger RNA from Brienomyrus brachyistius, 4052 nucleotides. It is a transcript of the gene lrrc75ba, whose product is annotated as leucine rich repeat containing 75Ba. The record is from RefSeq and is a predicted model, not a curated record. Bases 291 to 1427 code for a protein of 378 amino acids. Lineage: Eukaryota; Metazoa; Chordata; Actinopteri; Osteoglossiformes; Mormyridae. The transcript has 4 exons.
UGUAAGGGGACAGCUCCGGAAUAGCAAGCGGGGAGGCUGCCAGUGCAUCGCUGCGAGCUCGCCAGACGAAAACCAUAAAAGCCCACGAAACGACGCGCUUCGCUCUCUGCUAACGUAAUGCAUUUUAGAGUAAAGAAAUAGGUGCGAUCCCUAAGUUCAGAGGAGCCAAAGCCCGGAAUCUACUCCCUUUAUUGUAACAUCAUCUUUAUUGUCGGCGCUGUCCUUUCUCUAGCGUUGGAUGUGGCACUCUUCAUCAGCCGUGCGUUUGUAAAAAUCCCGACAGCACCAGCAUGGGCUCCAGGCUCAGCAGACAGAGAAGUCUGGACAGCGGGGUGAAAUUCCCCAAGCGGAGACGCCAGCGGCAUGACAGCUCCGGGGAUACCGAGCGGAGUGGGAGCCGGGCUGCCGGAGACUUUCUGUUCACGUCGCUGAUGCUGAGGUCGGACAGGCUGCCGGGGAUGCUGCGGAAGACCAACCACAGCCCAUACGUGCGGAGAGUGGCGUGGAUCCGGGAGAUACAGAAGCUGCUGCGCGGCUACAAGGUUGAGCAGGCGGUGGACGUGCUGAAAUUACUGAGGAAGGAUCUGGGCUUAGAAGGAACCUCCCUUAAUGACAUCCUGUACAAGAACGCUGCUUUCCUGAACCUGGUGGACCCCAUCUCCCACGAGCUGCUCCUUAGCCUGGCCAGAGACAUGCAGUGCCCCAGGAAGGAUGCCGACACCUUGAAGUCCUCUGACAAGAUCUGCCGGCAGCUGAUCUACCACCUGACCCCGCACUCCAAGUGGUUACGGCAAAGCAUGCCCAGGAGGAAAUCCCAGGCCUGCCUCAAAACGACACUUCAGAAGAAGCUAUUCAAUGACACAGUGGACCUGUCUGGGAUCCCGCUGUCCACCAGGGACGUCCACCGAGUGGCGUAUUACCUUCAGAAUAAUGGUGAUGCGGUGGCUUCAGUGGACCUGAGCUUCACCGAGCUCCAUGAUGAGAACCUGCGUCUCCUGCUGCCAUACCUGGGUGCUCUGCCCAAGCUGGCCACACUGGCGCUCAAUGGCAACCGACUCACCUUCGCCAUUGUCAAGGACCUCUCAGAGGCCAUGAAGGACCCCAAGAGAUUCUCCAGCCUAGCCUGGAUCGACCUGGGUAACAAUGUGGACAUCUUCACUAUGCCGCAGCCACUGCUGGUAGCACUGCGUCGGCGAUGCAGCCUGAAGAGCAGCCUACCCACCAUCUAUGAGUACACGGAAGGGCAACCCUAUUGCUAUCACAUGGAGACCUCUAUCGAGGAGGCCAGCCACUGUGAAGAGGAGGAGGAGGAUGAGGAAGAUGAGGGUGAGGAGGAGGAACUUGAGGACAAGCUAGAGCUGGAACCCUGGGGCAUUGGCCAGAAGAAGGUGUCCCAGAACUUCUCACUGCACUAUUGCGAGAGGUGAUUCCCUAACUAGCAGUACCUCCCAGACGCUGGGCCUGACUUCAGUACCAAAGGCCUUCCCUUUGUUUCUGUCACCAUGACAACAGGCCCCUCCUUUCCUCAAACCACCACAAAUUUCCACACCAGGAGUCCAGUACUUAUAUUGGCAAGUGUGAGCUGUACAUGCAGAGGAUAUCCCAUCUUCGGGGUUCCCCAUUAGCCAGAUACCGCACCUCUGGAAAUCCCAACUCUAAGAGUGUGCUGAGCCCUACGCCUGCCACUGACUUACUCUGGUGAUCGAUGGUGUUCCUAGUAACCAGCUAGGAUUUCAACAGGAGCAGGGUGGGAAGAAAUUCUGUGUGUUUCUUGGAAGAGCGCCCACCUUACUCGAAGAAGGAUGGGAUCCCGAGUGGAUCCAGAGGUCCUCAACUAGAGCAUCUUGGAGAUGAGAAGACCGAGCGGUCCACAUGGCGCUCGCUGUACCUGCCACUGGUACUGAAGCCAUAGAUUGGACAGUGUUUUUGUCAAACAUUCGCUUGUGAAUUACUGUGCAUUGUUUGUGGUGAAGAGAAUGAUGGCACAACCAAACGGAACUUUCAUAUUGUCUGGAUUCAGUUUGUUGAACUGGGACAAACUGCAACUUUGGUGAUUUAGUUAACUUGACUAACGCUGAAAUAUUUAUUGUGUUUUUUUUUUUAUUGGUAUUUUCAAUAUUUAUCUGAAUGUGUUGAACCUAAUAUUGAAUGGCCUGGAAGCCGUAAUUUAAGGGCACAUGUUUAACAAUGUAAUAAAUAGUUUGUUAGAUCCUCAUAUUCCAUUGUGUAUUUACAGGAAGGAUGUUUGCAUAAUUAACAAAAAUUAACUGAUGAUAAAGUGGAGAGAGAUCAAAUUUGGCUGUUGAUCAUAAUGGUAGCAAGUCACAUAUUCACCUGUACAGGUCAUAAUACUAUGGGCCUAAGGAGAAAAACUAUCCUCUCUGUUAAACAAAGAAAUCUCCAAGAAAAGCGAUUUUGCAGUCUGCACCACAGAGAUCAGCUCCUGAUUGGAUGAGAGCAUCCCAUUAGAAGAUCCAUUAACAGUGAGAUCGCUGGGCUUCCAGUGAUUGCCUUCCAGUGAUUGGGGCUUCGGCAGACAUUGCAGAGAAGUUCUUACAGAGAGAGCACUGUUUUUAUGACAACGUGACUGAGGUCCUCAGAGACUCAAUAACCCCAGUGUCCAAGGCAGGGCCAGAAAGAGCAUCGAAGAUCUCCUGUCCAAGCCAGACCUCUGACCAAACUGGACUGCUAUCCAAAACAGACCAAAAUGUUGACAAAACCACGUGCUGGAAAGAGGGUUGCAGCAAAGGAUUUUCCGUUUCUUGGUUCAGCUGUGUAAAUCUUAGAGACUUGGUUGCCAUCAUUGUAGCUGAUUACCAAGCCACCAAAACUCCUCCUUACUGUCACAACGUAUGUAGCAUCAUACCAAUGUCUUGUACGAACAAAAGGAUCAAUGGAUGUCAAUCCUGGCUUCUAACUUCAUCCUAUUGGGUAUAACAGUGUGCUGAAACAUGUCAGUGGCUACCUGUCAGCUUAAAACUGUCUGCUUCUUUGUUCAGCAAAAUGACACGUCAGUGGAGUGACUUGACUAUUAAAUAUCCUCGAAUGGAGCCAUGAAGCCGACCUGGCUGGCAGAGUGGGGGGGUUGGAGGAGCAGUCGGACUGGCAGCUGUAAAGCUCCCCGUGCACCAACACCUCCCAUACAUUUUCAGGAGUAAGUGUGCAAGCAAGCCGUGAAAGCUGUCCUGGUGCAUAUCUGUCCUUUUAGUAUCGUUAGUAUUUUAAUUUUCAAUCAGAUUACAUUUACAAGUCGAAAAAUACAAAUGCUUCUUACCCUGCUGUAUGCUUUACUCACCCGUCGAAACCACCAAAGUGAGUGUCUUACAUUGAAGAACUGCAUCAGUUAUGUGACUUUUGGAAGCAGCAAUGUAAGUGAUUUCACUUGUAUGAUCUUGUAUUACGGUCAAAUCUUCAGUCCUGUCAUGUGGUGCUAUGUCCUGUGUGUGUGCGUGUGUGUGUGUGUGCGUGUGUGUGUUUCUAUCUUUGAUCAGAGCUUCGAUGGCACCUCGUGUAAAAUGGUGUUGCGUCGUCCGGGGUCACAUCUGCCAUCUGUGUGCAUCAGUAAAAUCAGCCAAGCACCUUGUUGCUAUGCACAGCGCUGAUGUGCUAGAACAUUGCGUGAUUUCGUUGUCUGGGCCUUUUGAGGUGUUACAAACUAAGCCUCCCUUCUGCUGCUACAGUAAGCUAACUUUUUCCAAGAAAACACAAACAAAAUCUCAAAAUAUUACAACGCAUGGCAAUGUAUGUAGAGGACAAAGUUCUAAAUGCACACAUCACAGAUGUGAAACCCUUUGCUUACAUUCUCAUUAAAUGUCCUGUUACAGAUUAGUUGGCUGUAAACUGAAGGUUGUUCUUUCUGGAAACAAAUCAAGCUGCAGAUGAACAUACAGCAGCACAGUCUGCCUGAACUGGGCCGAGAGUCAGGGCCUUUUGGACACAUCUCACUCCCCGUAAAUCUGCACAUCGGCUAGGCGCUUCCACACACACCCGGUGCACUGCAAAUCCAAAUGGUGUUUCACAGGUUAUUCAAUAAUAAAGAAAGUGAAUCACUA